Ramularia collo-cygni is the source of this 1650-nucleotide messenger RNA. RefSeq lists its product as uncharacterized. NCBI's taxonomy places the organism in Eukaryota, Fungi, Ascomycota, Dothideomycetes, Mycosphaerellales, Mycosphaerellaceae. The record is from RefSeq and is a predicted model, not a curated record. The transcript has a single exon. Gene Ontology annotation, molecular function: monooxygenase activity; heme binding; iron ion binding. The coding region runs from base 1 to 1650 and encodes 549 amino acids.
AUGGCCAUUGACACCCACAUCGAAUCGAACAUGGCUUUCACAGACGUGAACGUAAAGGCGGCCGCUGUACUGGCUCUUAUCCUGUUGUUGGCGUGGCAGCUGGCCGGCGUGUUCCGUCGCCCCAAGAACUUCCCACCCGGACCCUGGAGUCUCCCGUUCAUUGGCAACCUUCAUCAGAUUCCACGAGGACUGCCCUGGGUGGCGUUUGGGGAGUGGGCGCAGCGGUGGGGCCCUAUUGUCGGCUUCCGGCUCGGAACCCAGGAUGCCGUGGUGCUCAACGAUGCCGCUCUCGUACACGAAGUGCUCGUCAAGAACGGCGCUGCCAUGUCGGGUCGCCCGCCACGCUACGUCGCGCAGGAACAUGUCAUUCCGGAAGGCAAGCAUGUGCACCCAGUGUUUAUGCGCAACGACUACGCCAUGCGGCUGCGAGCCGUCACCAAGGAUUACCUCGUCGGCGCGGGACUGCUGAAGCUGGCUCCCAUGGCGCAGGCAAUUGGCAUGCGUCUAGUGCACGACAUUUACAUGUCGUACCAGGAUUCCUCCAGGAACAAUGCAGGCGCACAGGAGCAGGGCCAUGUGCCGUGGACGGACGCACUGGCGCAAUGGGCUGUGACCACCCCCGUCGCUGUCAUGGCGGGAGCACCAGUCGAGGCCUUUGGGCGGGACUUUGUGCACAACUACCACCACACCACCGUCAUCUUUGAGGAUAUCAUGGUCUCGGGUGCGGCCGACAUCAUCCCGUUGACUCGAUAUCUGCCCGACUGGUUUACGGGGUGGAGGAAGCAGGCGCCCAUUGUCCGCAAGGCCGUGCUGGACGCCUACGGGGUGCUGAUGCGGGUCGCCGGGCAGGAUCGUGGUGGCUCGUUCCAUGGACUCAUUCCCGCUCUGCGCCGUCAGGCGGCGGAUCCCAAGGUGGAUGCCAAUCUGCGUCUGUCGGAGCCCGAGAUCAUGGUAAUGAUGGGAGGUCUGCUCGAUGCGGGCUUCGCGUCCACGGUCGCGAGCUUCGAGACAAUUGUCCUGUCCCUGACGGCGCACCCACGCGUGUUGCGCCGCGUGCAAGCCGAAGUCGACGCCGAGCUUGGCACGGCGGGUCUACCCGAGCGGGUGGAACGCGGGCGACUGCCAUAUCUCCACGCAUGCAUCAUGGAGGUGCUGCGAUGGCAUGCGACGACGCCAGUCCCGCUACCCCGCGAGGCCGUGGCGGACGUCCAGGUGGGUGACUAUCGCAUUCCCAAGGGCACCACCGUCAUGACCAACGUGUGGGCCAUCCAGCGCGAUCCCGCCUUCUACGACGACCCGGACAGCUUCGUGCCCGAGCGAUACCUUCACCACCCGCUCGGGAUCAAGGACGGGGCGCCCGAAGUCCAUCGCAAGGCUCUGUAUACGUUUGGCUUUGGCCGACGUGCCUGCCCCGGCCAGGACUUUUACUUCCAGCAGAUGGAAAUCACCAUGGCCCAGGUCAUUUGGGCGUUUGAUUUUGUGCCCACYGGUCCGCUUGACAUCGACGUGACCACCGGCUUCGUGUUUGGCGUCGCCUCGCGUCCGAAGCCGCUGAACAUGAAAUUCGAGCUGCGGCGGCCGGUGGACGUCCUGCAGGCCGAGAAGAGGCGAGCGGACAUUGCCCUGGAUCAGAUCCUUGGCUUGGGUUGA